CCAUGUAAAAGAAAAUUAUAGAAAGAGGCGUCACACUUCUUUUGAUGUUUAAACCAAUUCAAACAUCAAAAGCAACAAAUCAUAUUUUCUGACAAUUUUUCUUUUCAAUUUUUCUUGGAUUUCAUUUCUUUUUGUUAAUUCCCGGCGAAAUCGCCAUUUCACCACCUUCAACCUCUCUGCAACUAAUGACGUCAUUCAUCGACCUAAAUCUCUACCCCGAUUCUCCGGUAUCGGAAACCGCUGACGUCACCACGGCCUUAACCCUAACCGUCCCUAAACUCGAGCCUAAAGAAGAACCGUUCGACGAACUACCACAAUCUCACAAUAAUCUUCACACAAACCCUAACCUAAAUUACACAAAUCCUAACCUGAAUUUCACUCUCAACACGCAAGCAGAUGUAUCACACGAACACGUUAACGAAACCGAUGUGUAUUCCGAAUUCAACCGGAUUUCUAAGAUGUUUCAGACGGCUUUUUCCGGUAAAGCGGAGAAAUUUGACGACAAUCGGUUCACCGAUCCGGAUUCACGAGCGAUUGUGCCGGUUCCUGAAGAGAAUCUGCAUACAGCCGUUGCGGAUUCCUCUCGCCGGAAGAAUCAGCAGCGGUCAGGUGAAUUGGUUAGGGUUACGAACCUAGGUUUUGAGGAUGAGAGGUAUUUUAGGCAUGUGGUUAGGAAGACCAGGAUGAUGUAUGACUCUCUUAGGGUUCUGGUGAAUAUGGAGGAUGAGAAGCGGAAGAAUAGUCAUGUGUUUGGGCGGAGUCGGAGUGCGCGAGGCGACUUGAGAGCUGCUACAGUGAUGAAGGAGCGUGGCCUUUGGUUGAACCGCGAUAAACGGAUCGUUGGAGCGAUUCCUGGUGUUUAUGUAGGUGAUAUUUUCUUUUUUAGAAUGGAGAUCUGUGUUGUUGGAAUGCAUGGCUUGCCUCAGGCAGGGAUUGAUUAUUUGACGUCGAGUCAGAGCUCGAAUGGUGAUCCCAUUGCCACCAGUAUAAUUGUUUCAGGUGGGUAUGAAGAUGAUCAAGAUGCCGGUGAUGUCAUUAUCUACACAGGCCAUGGCGGGCAAGACAAGUACUCGAGGCAAGCCAAUCAUCAACGAUUAGAAGGUGGAAAUCUUGCAAUGGAACGAAGUAUGCAUUAUGGUAUCGAGGUACGCGUUGUUCGCGGCUUUAGGUACGAAGGUAGCCCAAGUGGUAAAGUGUAUGUUUAUGAUGGACUAUAUAAAGUUGUCGAUUCAUGGCUUGAAACCGGGAAAUCUGGAUUCGGUGUUAUCAAGUUUAAACUUAUUAGAAUGGACAAUCAACCUGAAAUGGGUAGUGCGAUUCUCAAGUAUGCUGAGAGUUUUAGAAAAGGAUCAUUGCAGAGUAUGCCUAGAGGAUAUGCAUCUAUGGAUAUAUCAAUGAAGAAAGAAAACAUGCCUGUGUUUCUUUUUAAUGACAUUGAUGAUAAUCACGAACCGACAUUCUACGAGUAUUUGGCAACAUCUGUUUUUCCCCCAUUUGUUUAUCACCAUGGGGGAAACGGAAACAAUGGUGGAUGCAAUUGUUUUGGUGGAUGUACAGACGGUUGUUUCUGUGCUAAAAGAAAUGGCGGUGACUUUGCUUAUGAUCAAAGCGGUCUGCUUGUUAGAGGGAAACCGUUAAUCUUUGAAUGCGGACCCCAUUGUAGAUGCCCUCCUCAUUGUCGUAAUCGGGUCAGUCAAAACGGUGUUAAGAACAGAUUUGAAGUGUUCCGAUCAAAGGAAACAGGAUGGGGAGUUAGAUCGUUAGACUUGAUACAAGCGGGAUCCUUCAUUUGUGAAUACACAGGCGUUAUUCUCACUAGAGAACAAGCACAACUUUUUAGCAUGAACGGUGAUAGUUUGAUCUAUCCAAAUCGAUUUGGUGAGAGAUGGGCAGAAUGGGGAGAUUUGUCUCAAAUAUUUUCAGACUAUGAACGUCCAUCGUAUCCGUCUGUACCGCCACUUGAUUUUGCGAUGGAUGUUUCUAGAAUGAGGAAUGUUGCUUGUUACAUGAGUCACAGCGUUUGUCCUAAUGUUUUAGUUCAGCUGGUGUUGUAUGAUCAUUCCAAUAUCGCGUUCCCUCACCUUAUGCUGUUUGCUAUGGAGAAUAUUCCUCCUAUGAGGGAACUUAGUCUUGAUUAUGGAGAGGCUGAUGAAUGGACGGGGAAAUUGUCCAUUUGUAACUAAAUAAAUCAACAUGGAGUUGCUUUUUUACGGACCUGAAUGCAGAUUCAUGUAUGCAUGAUGCGCUGAGGUAGGCAUAGAAUAAUCUAUUGACAUCUAUUUGUAGCUCAACACAUAGUAGAGAUUUUAAAGAAGUAAACAAUUACAGGAUUCGCAAGCUUCAACACCAUGUGGCAUGUGAUGUUGCUGUGGAUGCAAAUUAAUGAGACAUAAAACCAAUUGUAAUGAAGGUACACUUGUAGGGAACAUGAAAGGGAUUGCAAGGGUGGAUAUGGUGGUUCUGAUUCAGUUACAGCAGCUCGUUAGCAGGUAUGAAACAGUUGAUAAUGUCUUGCAUUAACAUAAGACAUCCAUGAGUCGAUAUGAUUGCGUUGUUGUAGACUAGUGUAUGUUUUAUGCUGCUAAUUGACUUAAAAGCCCUUAAUUUGUGUUAUAGAUUUGUAAAUAUUAAAUUUUAAAUUAUACAGAUGUUCCAAGCAUAGCGCGUACUGAAAUGGUCGAACUUGGUCCAUGUACCAUUUCAGUCUCUAAGAAAUUAUUAUUAUUUUUUUUCAUACUUUUAAUGUUUUCAAACAGAGUGUAAAACUGUUGGAAGAAAUAACAGAAUUUAUAAAGUAUCGAAUCUGAAA
Helianthus annuus (common sunflower) is the source of this 2809-nucleotide messenger RNA. Its product is annotated as histone-lysine N-methyltransferase family member SUVH9. Gene Ontology annotation, cellular component: nucleus. The record is from RefSeq and is a predicted model, not a curated record. Gene Ontology annotation, molecular function: protein binding; histone methyltransferase activity; zinc ion binding. Bases 186 to 2183 code for a protein of 665 amino acids. Lineage: Eukaryota; Viridiplantae; Streptophyta; Magnoliopsida; Asterales; Asteraceae. The transcript is spliced from 2 exons.